Molecule: messenger RNA, 2420 nt
Organism: Jaminaea rosea
Lineage: Eukaryota; Fungi; Basidiomycota; Exobasidiomycetes; Microstromatales
Product: dihydroxy-acid and 6-phosphogluconate dehydratase
Exons: 2
Coding region: 332-2197 (621 amino acids)
Biological process (GO): branched-chain amino acid biosynthetic process
Cellular component (GO): mitochondrion
Molecular function (GO): dihydroxy-acid dehydratase activity
Source: RefSeq, a predicted model, not a curated record
ACUGCUCCGCCACCUCUGUGCCGUGACAUCGAAGAUCACGACGAUGGCUCUGCGUGCCAACAUGCCGACGAGUGUCGCUCUCGAGGCGGACCGGCGGCGGGGGCGGCGGCGGCGGGAGGCAUUUCAAAUGGGGUGAGUCGACGAGUGGGCGCAAGCAAGGCUGCAGAGGCGCUGCAAAAAAGGUCCUGGCAGGCAGCGCGGGAUGAAGCCGGCCUUCUUCUGACUCGCAGACAACCAAAAACGCGCUCACACUUUCCAACACUUGACCACACCUGUUCAUCUCCUCCUCUCUCCUCUCACCCCUCGUCGCUCGCUCGCUCGCUCGCCCAUCAUGGCGUCGACGUCGCUCCUGCGCACUUCACUGCGCUCCUUCUCCCUCGCCCGCACACAGUGUCGCUCCUUCGCUACCAGCUCCCCUCCCCGCUAUGCCAGUCCUUCUCGCCCCGGGCCGGGAGACAUCAAUCGUCAUUCGCGCAUCAUCACCCGCCCAAAGGACCAGGGAGCAUCGCAGGCAAUGCUCUACGCCACCGAGGGCAUCGACCAGGAUGAGGACCUUCAGCGCGCAAUGGUCGGCAUUGCCUCGAUCUGGUACGAGGGAAACCCGUGCAAUGCCCACUUGCUUGGAUUGGGUCAACGAAUCAAGAAGAGUGUAGUCGAUGCAGGUCUCACGGGAUACCAGUUCGGCGCUGUAGGCGUGUCAGACGGUAUCUCAAUGGGAACAGACGGAAUGAGCUACUCACUCCCCUCCCGCGACCUCAUCGCAGACAGCGUUGAGUCAGCAGCAGGCGGUCACUGGCUCGACGGAAUGGUCGUUGUCCCCGGCUGUGACAAGAACAUGCCCGGUGUCAUCAUGGGUCUUGCCCGUCUCAACCGACCCGGUAUCAUGGUGUACGGCGGCACCAUCCGCCCUGGAGCAUGCGGCUCCGUCUCCGGUACCCUCGACAUUGUCUCUGCCUUCCAGUCAUACGGUCAAUACCUCGCCGAAGGAGGCACGCCCGAUGCAGAGAAGAAGCGAUACGAUACUGUUCGUCACUCCUGCCCUGGUCCCGGCGCAUGCGGUGGAAUGUACACCGCCAACACCAUGGCAUCUUGCAUUGAGGCUCUGGGUAUGUCUCUCCCAGGGUCGAGCUCCUUCCCUGCCGAGUAUCCCGAGAAGCUCGAGGAGGCGGACAAGGUCGGCUCAGCUCUUCGCCUCAUUCUCGAGAAGAACAUCCGACCGCGCGACAUCAUGACUCGCGAAGCGUUCCUCGACGCCAUCUCCCUCACCAUGGUCCUUGGCGGUUCGACCAACGCCGUCCUCCACCUCAUCGCCAUGGCCCACGCAGCAGAGGUAGACGUUUCAAUCGACGACUUCCAGCGCUUGUCCGACUCGACACCCUUCCUGGCCGACUUGAAGCCUUCGGGCAAGUACGUCAUGGAGGAUGUCUACAAGACCCUCGGAGGUGUCCCGACUGUCAUCCACUACCUCAUUCAGGAGGGUCUCAUGAAGGGAGACCACAUGACCGUCACGGGCAAGACGUUGAAGGAGAACUGUGCAGAGUGGGUCGAGAAGCGUGGCAAGUGGCCCGAAGGUCAGGAUGUGCUGCGUCCCGUCAGCAACCCGAUCAAGAAGACGGGACAUAUCCGUAUCUUGAAGGGCAACUUGGCACCCGGUGGAGCUGUGGCCAAGAUUACGGGCAAGGAAGGGUUACGCUUUGAGGGCAAGGCUCGCGUGUUUGACACGGAGGACGAGCUGGUCAAGGCCAUUGAGCAGAAGACGAUCAAGAAGGGCGAGAAGACCGUCGUCGUCCUCCGAUACAAGGGUCCCAAGGGCGGCCCCGGCAUGCCGGAGAUGCUCAAGCCCACUUCUCUCAUCAUGGGCGCCGGCCUCGGCCAAGACGUCGCUUGCUUGACGGACGGACGCUUCUCUGGUGGAUCUCACGGCUUCGUCAUCGGUCAUGUCGUGCCCGAGGCUCAGGUCGGAGGCCCCAUCGGUCUCGUCAAGGACGGCGAUCGUGUGGUCAUUGACGCGGAGAGUAACACUAUCGACUGCCCAGAGGUGGAUGAGGCCGAGUGGGCUAGGAGGAAGGAGGGAUGGAAGCCUAGGCCAUUGAGGUUCACUGCUGGUCAUCUCAAGAAGUACACGAUGCUUGUCGGGGACGCUAGUAGGGGCGCGAUCACGGACGCGGAUUUGGAGAGGCAGCAGCCUGACCUUUGAGAUGUGUGGGGGCGGGCGUGUGUAAAGUGUAGCAUGACUCGUUGCAAUGGAGCAUUGGAUCUCGGAAAAGGAGAGGAGGUGAGACUGGCAAGCUGGAGUAUCCGGCGCAGCCUUUAAUCAGGAAUCUCCUUGUACUCGAGGCAAAAGUCGCUUCAGCGCCAUAAUGAUGCGACUGGGUGACUAUUCAUAGGUACGGCAGAAACGACGCGAUCGACAUCGAAUG